UGUGGGGUCCACAUGUGCAGAAUUACACAUGAGCGUGCUGGUCAUAUUAUUACAGCAGCAGUAAGUUGCAAGGAAGGAGGAGGAAGAGGAGAGAAGCAGAGGAACGGCAGCAGCAGCGUGCAGGCAGCAGCCGGACGCUGACUUGUUAGUAGUUCCCGAGAGAGAGGGACGUUUUUUGAGCUUGGUGGUGUUUCUGAUUCUUGGUGGUGCAAAUGCUGGAAGACAAACAGAAGACUGCAUCAGGCAUCAACAGUCAUGGAGUUUGGGUAUGUCACAAAUGUGGUUGGACGUAUCCGAACCCACAUCCGAGCGCCAAACACCGGCGGAACCAUAAGAAACACUGUGGAAAGCUUGGUAAUGUUAUUGUAUCGCCGCGAGAGCGCUCGAGUUCACCAGAUUCCGACGAUGAUUUACAUGAAGAAGAGCAUAGUUUCCCUGCCAAACCGGUGGUAGAUGCAGCUAAAAGCAAUGGAACACAAGAUCAAGUGGCGGAGAAAAGUGUAAUAACAGAAGUUCAUGAAAUAUCAAACAGAGUUGAAGAAGAAGAAUUUGCAGAUGCAGUUACAGAUUUCUCGGAGGCUUCACAAAGUCCCAACAAUGAAGUGGUUCAAGUCGGUCGCAAUGAUCAUCCUGGUUCUGUGAACAGGUCCUUAUCAGGAUCUCUAUUUCAUGAUCAUGAAUCUGUAGCAUUUAAAACGGAUAACCGUGAUAGAGGUACUGAAGGCCUAAUGGGACCAAAAUCGCCCGCUGGGUUUGAUUCCAUUGAAGUUUCUAGUUUGCAAAUUGAUUCAACUGAAUCUUUAAAGGCCGAGAGACAUGAAGACUCUGUUGGUUUAAUGGGGAAACCGGUCCAUAGCCAUGUGCAGCAUAUUGUCGGUCUGAGGAAAGAUGGUUUAGCUUGCAUCCUUGAACAGGACUCACCCAUCAAAGAAGCUUCCGACACUAUCGGUGGUGAUGCUUCAGUUAGUAUUCUGAACCAUAAGGGUGAAGGCCACGUUACACAGCAACAGAGCGAUCACCUUUUGGGAACAGAAGUGGAGCUGCCAGAGGUGUCAAUGUCAUCAUCGGAUCUUUCAGCAUGUCUGACAACAGAUUUAGUGGAACCCAAAUGCACGAGCAGCUCAACUUCAUCAUUGCCUGGUGCUGCAGAUAUGGAGACUGAGAAUGGGCCUCCAAAGAAUACAAUGGCUAAAAUUUGUGAGCAUGAUAAAGGACAUGCAGAAAGUGAAAUUGAGAUUGAUAUGUCUCAUAAGUAUUGGGAAGGAACAAAUGAGAGUAGAGGUUUCUUAGGCUACCGUUAUGAGAAAGUUGUGAUGCCCAGUUGUCUGGAGGCGUCCACUGAAAUUGAUGACCCUUUAAAGGUUAGUGUUGUCCCUUCAGAUGCACCAGGCGCUAAAAUCUGCUCUGAGAGAGAAACUCAAGAUGUUGCUCCAGUGAUGCAGAUAUCCCCAGAGGAACCUUCGCUUAAUGAAACUUCAGGAUCUGGGACAGUCAUAACUGGUGAACUCAAUGCUUUCUCCCUAAAUAGUCAAGUUACAGACAGAAGUGUGCUGAUUGACGCAGACAUAAGGAAAGCUGUAGCUGGAAACUGUCAGCAACAUGGAGCUAAAACCUGUGAUCAUAAAAAAAGCAACGAUGAAGAUGUACCAAUUUCCACAGCUCCCGAAGCUUGGUCUCCAGGACAUGACACUAACAUAAUUUCUGAUGUUUAUGAGGAUCCCAACUUAGUGAAAGUAGUAGUUCCUUCAGUUCAUACAAUUAACGUGGAAUCAGAAAAAACAACUCGAGAUGAUUCCAAACUUUAUAUUGCUUGUCAAGAAAAUGUGGGUGAAAGUGGGCCACAUGUGGAACUGGCACCUCUUACAUCCAUAAAUCCUGGAACCUUUUUGAAGGAUUCUUCCGGUGGUCAUGAAGAUCCAGAUCUUAUAAAUCAAGAACCUCCUUUGGGACCUCCUGUUAUCGAGGCAUUGACAGAUAUAGCUGACAAUAGUGAAGUUGGUGUUGCUUACUCGAAUAGACCACAUAUUGUCUCCAGUUCUGUAACAGACAAGGAGGGCUUUGCACCUACACAAGACACCAAAGCUCUAGGGGUGUUAGACAGAGAACAGGAUUUAAACAUAAGAAUCUCUUCUAAUGUGCAAGAAGGCAAUGGUAAUUCCCUUGAAUAUGCGAGCUCUAUGUAUAAUGCUGUUAUCAUUUAUGAUGAAACGAUCUCAGAUCAUAGCAAUGCGUGUGCAGGGCACAGAGAAAGGCCACCACCACCUACCUUAUCAGAAGAUAAAUGUGGAAUUGUUGAUUCUGAAUCGGUCUGCAAUGAUAAUGCGGUUCACUCAGGUGGCCUCGGCAGCUUCCCAACUGUGGCUCCAGAAAAUGUCACACAAAUAGUAGAAUCAGUUGUUGAGCUUGUGAUCCCUGUGGCUCCAAUGGAACGUGACAUGCCACCUGCAGUGACUGAUGAUGAGGUUACUGAGAUAAGGGAUGUCAUCCCAUCUGAAGAUGAAAAAGCCUGCUAUGCAGAGGAAAAUAUACUGCUAGCUUAUGGAGAGCGGGGUGAUCAGAUUUUGGAUUUAAAAAGAAGCAUGGAAAAGCAUGUUGUUGUUUCCAGCAUGGUAUAUGCUCCUGCAAAAAGGGAACAUGAGGAAGAGAAAACACCUUUUGUUCCUCACAUUCAAGAGAAACUUCAUUUGGAAUUGCAACCAAAUCAAAGCGAUCAUGAAUUUCUGAUUGACUCAACAGGUUCUGAUAUGGCAAUGCAUGUCGCUGAGGAGGAAAAAUCUUCUCAUGAACACCUUACAGAAGCUUGUAACGCAAGCUCUGCCAAUCCCCUUGAAGAUAGUGCCACAAAAGACAGCAUAAGGGAACUGAUUCAUUCAGACGCUGCUGAUGGUUUUCCAGUUGAGGAACAAAAAAUUCUGCCUAUCACUGAUGAUGCAAAGGCUAUUGAAAGGAGAGAGAGUGCAAUCCCAGCUGGAGACGCAAACUCCAGCAGUUCAUAUGAAAAAACUAUAGUAGUUUGUAAGGAGCUGGAUGAGCAGUUCAAGGACUUCAAAGGAAGCCCAAACAAGCAUGUUGACGAUUCCAGUAUGGUGCUUGCUCCUGUUGAAAGGGAACUUAAGGAAGAUCAGCUACCAUCAGAUCCUCAGUGUCAGAAGAAGGUUCAUAAAAAAAUAGGAUCAAAUCAGAACCAUCUAGAUGAAUCACAGAACAAUAUAAAAGUUAAUGAGAUAGCAUUGCACAUCUCUGAUGAUGAAAAAUCAUCUUCAGCAUAUCUUACAAAAUCUUCUGGGCCAUGCUUUGUUAGUCCCCUUGAGGACAGUAGUUUGAAAGAACCGAGACCAGAAAUGGUUGAAUUGGCCUCUUCUGAUGGUACCAAAAUUAAGGAUCUACAAAGUGAGGAUGGUGUCACUACCUCCAAGUCAUAUGUUGAAACUUCAGCGUCUGGAGUCAAUGGUACUCAUGCUCCGAUUUGCCAAACGGACAAUGUAGAAGGUGGAGACAAUUUCCCUACUGGGAAUGUGGUUUUACCACCGGUUGUUGUCAAAGCAGAAGCUGGAAACCAGGUAGCAGAGAAAGCUGAUAGUAGUGUUAGUUUGAAAAUCAACGUGGUCUCUGAGGCACAUCAGAACAGUGGAAACCUGGUAGCAGAGGAAGCUCCUAGUAGCGAUAAUUUGAAAACCAACGUGGUCUCUGAGGCACAUCAGAACAGUGAUGGUGCCGACAUGUUUGAGCCACCUUCUUUCAUGACCCUAGUUGAGGUGGCUGGAGAUCAUGGUGCAAAGCUAAAACCUCCUGAAAUGAAACCAGAAUAUGCUGUUCAGAAACCAACAUCUCCUGCCACUGAAGCUGCUUGGUUUCCUUCUCUGCCCUCAGUAGUAAAUGACUCUGGAGCAAGGAAGAAAAAUGAAGAGAGUAUCACAAAAGCUGUAAAUUCAAAGAGAGCCCGCACCCCUUUAAAAAAUCUUCUUGUAGAAAACACAGAGAAAGGAGGAACUAAAGUUGAAGAUCUUAAAGCAACAGCAAAAGACGAUGUUAAAUCAGAAGGCACAUUGGUGAUGAAGACGAAAGCAGAAACAAAGGCUCCUGAAUUGGAAUCUGACAAAGUUCGUUCAUCAAAAUUCAAGCUAGACUCUUCAGCAACAAUUACUGCUAGUACAGGUAUCAUUUCCCCGCCAAAGCUGUUUGGCAAUAAGAAAGACAAGCGGAAGAACAGGGGACUACAUUCUUGGAUGUAUGUAUGUUGCUCAUCUAUCAAUUAGUGUCAAGUAAAGAUGCUCUCUCUCUCUCUCUCUCUGUCUUGUGCAUUUUUAUCUUUGAGGGAGGUGUUGGUAUGUUUUUAGCAAGCUUUGGACAUCCUGAUGAAAGGCAGUGAUACUAGUAAUAAAGUCUGUAGAAAAUUGUGUAUGUUGAGAGUAUAGUAGGCCUUCAGAAUGUUGUCUGUAAUGUUUGUUAGACUUGGUGGGGGAGAUUGUGAAACUCCAACGUUUUUGUGUUAUGUUUGUUUCAAGUUCGUGGCAUGUUAAUGCAUGAGAGGAUAGUGCUA
Messenger RNA from Nymphaea colorata (pocket water lily), 4540 nucleotides. RefSeq lists its product as uncharacterized. NCBI's taxonomy places the organism in Eukaryota, Viridiplantae, Streptophyta, Magnoliopsida, Nymphaeales, Nymphaeaceae. The coding region runs from base 213 to 4256 and encodes 1347 amino acids. The record is from RefSeq and is a predicted model, not a curated record. The transcript is spliced from 6 exons.